ACGUCACGAAUGGGAAAAUUCAAAACGAUAAAUCUCUCUCCCUUUAUAUCCAUUCCUCUCUCAACAAACACCUCUCUCGCCGACGCGGAACCGGUUUCUCGUAGCGUUUCGGCCGCGCCGCUUCGUCCGUACGGAAGCAACGGUGGGCUGUAUAAAAAAGUAUAAACCGGUUCUCCUCUGCAAGACCGUUCAAACCAGCAGAUUCGUCGCUUUCGUUUCACUGUUAGCCUCUCCCUCUUCUCUCAUUUUGGAGUUCCGCCUCUGUUUGUUUCGCGAAUUUGUUUUGCAGGAACAAAUUGCCAAUACAUCGGAAAUAUCUUUCCCACAUUGCUAGGGUUCAUCCUAGUUACACCUUUUGGAGAGAUUGGGGUAGAGGGAAAAAGCCGUUUUCUUUGCAUUGUUAGCGAGAAGAAAUUAUGGGUUCAUUUCUUACGAGGGGACUUGUUAUGGUAUUUGGAUAUGCUUAUCCCGCCUACGAGUGCUUUAAAACUGUGGAGAAGAAUAAGCCAGAAAUUGAGCAUCUUCGGUUUUGGUGCCAAUACUGGAUUUUAGUUGCAGUUCUAACCGUCUUUGAGAGAGUGGGGGACACCUUUAUUUCAUGGCUGCCGAUGUACGGUGAAGCUAAAUUGGCAUUCUACAUAUACCUGUGGUACCCUAAAACAAAGGGCACAACGUAUGUUUAUGGUUCCUUCUUCCGUCCAUACAUUGCAAAGCAUGAGAUUGAAAUUGAUCGUCAUUUGUUAGAAUUAAGGGCAAGAGCUGGGGACAUGGCACUUAUGUAUUGGCAAAUGGCUGCAACCUAUGGUCAGGCAAGGGUUUUUGAGAUUCUGCAAUUUAUUGCAUCCCAGUCAAUCGCAAGACCUCGCCCUGCUCAGCAGCAACAACAGGGUGGUGGGGAAGCUCUUAAAUAUCCAACUCCCCAAUCAGCUGUGAAUGCAGAGCAGCAGCAGCAGCAAGUGCAAAAGCCACCAUCACGCGCUUCCAGUUUAGCUUCAACAACAGAGAAGCAGCAACAUGUUCCAGCAUCACGCACUUCCAGUUUAGCUUCAACCGAGAAGCAGCAACAUGUUCCAGCAUCAGAAGCAGCCCCUGCAGCUGUACGUCCACAGAGAACAACCGGUGGUCAGCCUAGUGCUGAAGCUGCCAGCCAAUCAACGCGGGGUGAAGCAGAAGCAAUGCAGAUUGAACCAGUUCCAUUUUCAGGUAAUGGAAAUGUGAACUCCCAGCCAGAAGAGAGUGUCAUGGAGGAAGCAAUCCGGGUAACACGAGGAAGAUUGAGGAAAACCAGAACUGCUGCAAACCAGGAAUAAAGCAGCCUUUGCAACUCUGAUGUACAUUUAAUCUUUGUCCUUUUGUUCAAUUUAUUGGUUUAUAAUCAUAUCAGCUUUUGAACGUGGUUGAGGGUAAGUUUGUAUCAAUAUGGUAUUUGCCGAUACAUAUCACUUUUGAUAGUUACCACUUACCAACCAGCACACAAACAGUGAUGAUUUUGCUCAAUA
Molecule: messenger RNA, 1499 nt
Organism: Nelumbo nucifera (sacred lotus)
Lineage: Eukaryota; Viridiplantae; Streptophyta; Magnoliopsida; Proteales; Nelumbonaceae
Product: putative HVA22-like protein g
Source: RefSeq, a predicted model, not a curated record